CCCGCUGCGGGGGCGCCCGCGCCGGCACAGGCGGCUCCGCUGGCCGCGCUGACGCCGGCGGCGCUGAGCACCUGGAGGGGCGGCGGCGCCUGCGGCUCGGCCCUUCCCUCCGCAAGGGAUAUUGGUUUCCAGGAGAAGCAGGUGGAUGUGUACAGUGAAUAAGGUGUCUGAAGAAAACAAGAAUCAUGGAAGGUCAUAAAUACAACUAUCCAAGAGAAUUUUAUGAUCAAUAUGCUCAAAGCCAAGAAAAAUCUGUGGUCAAUAAAAUGCAGCAGAAAUACUGGAAAACAAAACAAACCCUUAUAAAAGUUACAGGAAAAAAGGAAGAUGAACAUGUUGUGGCUUCAGAUGCAGAUCUGGAUGCAAAACUAGAGCUGUUCCAUUCUAUUCAGAGAACGUGUAUGGAAUUGCUGAAAGCAAUUGAACUGUAUCAAAAAAGGAUUUGUUUUCUGUCUCAGGAAGAAAAUGAAUUGGGGAAAUUUCUUCGAUCACAGGGUUCUCAGGAUAAAACAAGAGCAGGAAAAAUGAUGCAAGCUACAGGAAAGGCACUCUGCUUUUCUUCUCAGCAAAGGUUAGCACUCCGUACUCCUCUCAGUAGAUUGUAUCAAGAAGUGGAGACUUUCAGAUACAGGGCCAUCUCAGACACGUGGCUGACAGUGAACAGAAUGGAGCAGUAUCGGACUGAGUACAGAGGAGCUCUACUCUGGAUGAAAGAUGUGUCUCAGGAGCUGGAUCCAGAUCUUUAUAAGCAGAUGGAAAAGUUCAGGAAGGUUCAAGCACAAGUGCGACACGCAAAACUCAACUUUGACAAACUGAAGACUGAUGUCUGUCAAAAAGUGGAUCUUCUGGGAGCGAGCAGAUGCAACCUCCUUUCUCAUGUGUUAACAACAUAUCAGACAACACUACUUCAUUUUUGGGAAAAAACUUCACACACGAUGGCAGCCAUCCAUGAAAGUUUCAAAGGUUAUCAGCCAUAUGAAUUCACUAUGUUAAAGAGCUUGCAAGAUCCUGUGAAUAAACUAACUGAAAAAGUAGAAAAGGAAGACCAGCAGAUUGAGAGCACCAAUACAGUGGAAGAUCAGCAGAGUCAGUUGAUUUCAUUAGAUGAGGAGAGCCAUACCAAGGAACCGAACUAUUCAGCUGAUGAUGGCAAGGAUGUCAUCUCCACAUUGCAAGGACAUUGUAACCACGAGCAGAACUCAGGUGCUAUAGAUGCGUUAUUAGACCUGCAACCUGAAGAAAAUGCUUCAAAGGAAAAGUUUGUGAGAUCCUCAGAGCCAGAACCUGGUGAUAAGGAUGACAUGGUGUUACUAAAUGAGAUCCUCAACGCCUCCUCCCUAGAUGAGGGGGAAUUCAGCAAAGAGUGGACAGCUGUUUUUGGGCAGGCUGCUGAUCUCACCAUGAACUCUUCAGCUAGAGAUGGGGAGAACACUUCAUCAUCUGCAGUACCAGCACCAUCAGGCUACUUGCCCUCACAGCUGCUAGACCAAAACAUGAAUGACUUGCAGUCAUCCUUACAUGGAUGGGCAGCCAGCAGUGUGAGCCCACCAUCAAUACCACAGCCAGCACAGAAACCACACAGCCUGAAUGUGAAUGAUGGCAAGACGCCUGGGAAAGAAUCUACAAAGAAUCCUAAAGACUUGACUGCUUGGUUCAGUCUCUUUGCUGACCUUGACCCGUUAUCCAAUCCUGAUGCUGUUGGGAAAACUGAUAAAGAACAUGAAUUGCUUAAUGCAUGAGUCAGCUGCCUCUGGUAACUCACAUUCUUCCCUUCAUCAACACUAUUUUGGAGUUUAAAAAAACUAAAUUAAAAUUAGUAUGCUGUUGUGAAACUAUAAAGUAUGUGCCAUGAUAAUAAAACUAAAGGGAAUUAAUCCCCUUUUCUAUAGGUACAGUUAUUUGCUCUUGUUUUGUAUAAAGAGUUCGCAUUUAUUUUCUAUGUGGACUUAAAAAAAUGAGGUUAAGAAUUAGGGCAGAUUUCUUGCCAAAUUAGAUUGUCUGCUGAAACACUGUCUUUGCCUGGGGUGAUGUGGAGCUAACACCGAAGUGAAAUACAAAUUGCAAACCUAUUUUUUUAUAAUGUUUCUUGAGUAAAUUUAAAUCAUGUAACUGAAGAGGCUGCAUGAGUCAAACAUCUAUCAUGUAUAUAAUAUAUCUAUUACUGCUGUGUUAAGAUGUCAACUGAAGUUGUUUUGUUAGUACUCACAGUUGAAAAAGCUGUGCUGGAGCUAAUUACUGAAGAAGUAAAUUUGGGUCUGUGCAGCCAUCGAAAUUGUCCCCUUUCCAAUCUAACUUAUUUGACAAACUGCACUACAUAAAGAGAAAUCAUGCCCAGGAGGCUUCUUUUUCUGAGUUUUUUCUCCAUUGCACCAACAGAAUUUGCACCUGUUUUCAGAAGUUUCUUGGAACUGAUGCUUUGCCAUGCCUUCAAUCCAUUUCUGUUUCUGUUCUAAGAAUUUUUCAUCCAGUUUAUUUCUGAAGCAUGUGUUAUUUUAAGCUUGUUGUGACAUUAACUCUUUAAUAAAAUGAUUUUGACAAAAACCACAA
Messenger RNA from Oenanthe melanoleuca, 2547 nucleotides. RefSeq names its product islet cell autoantigen 1 (gene ICA1). The record is from RefSeq and is a predicted model, not a curated record. Bases 186 to 1739 code for a protein of 517 amino acids. Gene Ontology annotation, biological process: regulation of transport. Gene Ontology annotation, cellular component: Golgi apparatus. Gene Ontology annotation, molecular function: protein domain specific binding. The transcript is spliced from 16 exons. NCBI's taxonomy places the organism in Eukaryota, Metazoa, Chordata, Aves, Passeriformes, Muscicapidae.